This is a messenger RNA of Mustela lutreola (European mink), 971 nucleotides long. Its product is annotated as peroxisomal succinyl-coenzyme A thioesterase-like. The transcript has a single exon. Gene Ontology annotation, molecular function: fatty acyl-CoA hydrolase activity. The annotation marks the transcript as partial. NCBI's taxonomy places the organism in Eukaryota, Metazoa, Chordata, Mammalia, Carnivora, Mustelidae. The record is from RefSeq and is a predicted model, not a curated record. Gene Ontology annotation, cellular component: peroxisome. Gene Ontology annotation, biological process: acyl-CoA metabolic process; fatty acid metabolic process.
CUCUUCUUUCUUCUUGCCUUCCAGGUGAAGGGCCCAGGCAUUGGGCUUCUGGGCUUUUCUUUAGGGGCUGAUAUUUGUCUUUCUAUGGCCUCAUAUUUGAAAAACAUCUCAGCCACAGUUUCCAUCAACGGAUCUGGGUUCAGUGGAAACAAACCCAUACAGUACAAGCAGACGUGCAUCCCACCAUUGAACCAUGAUUUUAGAAGACUCAAGGUAGCCUUCUCAGGCCUCCUGGACAUUGUGGAUAUACGAAAUGAUGUUAUAGGAAGGCAUGAGAACCCCAGCAUGAUUCCAAUAGAGAAAGCCCAGGGGCCCAUCCUCUUCAUCGUUGGUCAGGAUGACCAUAACUGGAGGAGUGAGUUAUAUGCCCAAAUAGCCUCUGAACGGUUACAGGCCCAUGGAAAGGAAAAACCCCAGAUCCUCUCUUAUCCUGGGACUGGGCAUAAUAUUGAACCUCCUUACUUCCCCCUAUGCCCCGCUUCUGUGCACAAAUUACUGAACAAACCUAUAAUGUGGGAUGGGGAGCCCAGGGCUCAUGCUAGGGCUCAGGAAGAUUCAUGGAAACAAAUUCUAACCUUUUUCUGCAAACAUCUUGGAGGUACCCAGAAUAUAGCUUCCCCUAAAUUGUAAUGUGUUGGUCUGUUACUGACAUGAGAAAUUCAAGGUCAGACUCUGGUUUUCAGUAAUCAUAUGUGUAUCAGUUGUCCCCUGGAUGAUGUUAAAAAUUCAUGUCGUGGGUAUUAAUGAUGUACUUUAGGUAAAAUUUUUAAUACAUUAUGUUUUCAUUAAUUUUACCAAUGUAACACACGCUUAUUACAGAAGAUUCAGUGAGGUAUACAACAGAAAGAGUAAAAAGCAUCCCAUCUGUUAAAAUUUGUAUUUUCUUUUAGAUUUUACUUAACAUUUUAAGCCAUGGAUGAAAUUUAAAGUUGAACAAAUGCUAGGUUACUUUUCUUUCUUUUUUUUUUUUU